Molecule: messenger RNA, 1059 nt
Organism: Prunus armeniaca (apricot)
Lineage: Eukaryota; Viridiplantae; Streptophyta; Magnoliopsida; Rosales; Rosaceae
Source: the annotation of a GenBank genome assembly
AUGUCAGACUUGAUUAGACGUCGUAGGGCGGUGACGACUACACCGAGUUCGGAGCCCCCGGCUCAGCCGGUAUCAGCUGCCACUGCUCCAGCACUGAUGGAGCAGGACCACGUGCUAGCUGGUCCUGGGGGAUCCCAGGCGGCUGCAUCAUCUUCUUCGGUGGUGCAGCUCUUAGCGCUAGGCGGCGACACCGGCCCGCUACCACCACCGACACCACAUCGACUGACUGUACUGGUGCCUCGGGGGCACCUCCAGGUAAUACCCUUCCACUUUCCCAAGAGGAACACCCGAGGGCCGUGUCGGCAGCUGAAGACGGCGAAGGUCACCCGGGUGACCAACAGUCGUAUCAGCAUCGGAUAUGACGAGCGCCAUCGGGCUGCACCGACGGCGGACUUGCAUAGCUCCUUGGCCCACGACAUUGGCCACGUCGUUCGGACCCAUUGCCCGAUGCAAUGGAAGUCUUGGAAGGUCAUGCCUGACGAGAUCAAGAUGCAAGUUCGCGGCCAGUUGUCGACGAACUACGACUUAGAGGACAUCAACGAGGAGACCUUGGCGUACGUCAACAGACUCUUCGGUGAGAGGUACAAGCAGUGGAAGAGCGACUUGCACCACCAUUUUCAGGCGUUUGAUGAUCCGAAAGUCGCUCUUCAGGAGGGUUGCCCGAAGGAGCUUGAGGGGUGGGAGGAUAGUUGGGCGUGGCUCUGCGCUCAUUUUCAGGCGCCCGAUUAUGUGAAUAAAGCCCAAGUGAAUAAGGGCAAUAGGAAGAAGAAGACUCUUCUCCACCAUUCCGGCUCCAGGCCCUUCUCAUAUAGGAUGGAUGCACGGCGUUGGACGACGAUGGUGGAGAGGAGCCAGUUGGUUCUUCAAGAGUCCGCCUCCCAACUUCCUCCCGAGACUCCGAUCGAGUCUGUGGAUCCUCCACAUGAUGCUGGAUUUCAGAUUUUGACGCAGACGUUGGAUCAGACUCUCGGGAGGAGGCCGGGAACGUAUUGUAGGGGGAUGGGGAAUGCCCGACAGAGGGAACCUCGACCGCGGUCAUCGUCGCAGGCAAACAGUUAG